Messenger RNA from Impatiens glandulifera, 950 nucleotides. RefSeq names its product ethylene-responsive transcription factor ERF109-like. Gene Ontology annotation, molecular function: DNA binding; DNA-binding transcription factor activity. Gene Ontology annotation, biological process: ethylene-activated signaling pathway; regulation of DNA-templated transcription. The transcript has a single exon. The record is from RefSeq and is a predicted model, not a curated record. The coding region runs from base 62 to 739 and encodes 225 amino acids. Lineage: Eukaryota; Viridiplantae; Streptophyta; Magnoliopsida; Ericales; Balsaminaceae.
UCUAAUUCUUUCUGUUUUGUUCUCUAGUCAACUCGAUCAGAUUCAAAUUGAAAUUGAAAAUAUGCAGAUGAUCAUGAAUUCUUCCACUCUCAACCCUGAUCAAGAAGCUUCAAUCAUCGUGAAUACCCUUCAGACAAUUCUCUCCGGUCACGAUUUCCAACCAUUCCACGAUUACUCUCAUCAUCAGCAGCAGCAGCUGUCGUCGUCCUUCAUUCACUCCAUUUUUCCGGAAAUCGAGACCUGCCAGCUGUGCCGAAUCAAGGGUUGUCUGGGUUGCAACCUUUUCGGUCCCAUUGAAUUAGAUGAUGAGAUGAUCGAGAUAAAAGACGUCGUCCAGGGACCACCCACGAAAAAGACGACGACGAUGAAGAGAAAGAAAAAGAAUAAUAGUUACAGAGGUGUGAGACAGAGGCCGUGGGGGAAAUGGGCGGCCGAGAUUCGAGACCCGAGGCGGGCUGUUAGAGUUUGGCUUGGGACGUUUAAUACAGCGGAGGAGGCGGCACGGGCAUACGACAAAGCCGCGAUUGAAUUCCGCGGGGCUCGAGCUAAGUUGAAUUUCACAUUUCCCGACACCAGCGCACCAACGAGUACAAUUACAACAACAACUACUACUAGUAGUGAUGAACAAAGUGAGAUCAGAACUAGCUCCAAAGAGGAGGAGGAGGAGGAUAUUGGAAUAUUAUGGGAAUUACCCACCGAUCAAGAAUGGGCUAUGAGCUUCAUGAAUUUUAGUAAUUGAUGGCUCUCCCUACCAGUUUCUAGCAAUCAUAUUCAUUCAUUCAUUUUCAUUCAUUUUAGGUACUAGAAAAGAAAGAUGAUCAUAUCAUAUUGGGUGUAACAAAGAUCAUCAAUUUUGUCACUAUAUACCGACACAAGUUGAGAAAUAAAUUCUUACUAUUUCCAAGACUAUGCCUUAUUUAGUUAGACUUAACAUUAGAUUGCACAAGCCA